Messenger RNA from Leishmania major strain Friedlin, 609 nucleotides. RefSeq lists its product as hypothetical. The record is from RefSeq and is a predicted model, not a curated record. The coding region runs from base 1 to 609 and encodes 202 amino acids. Gene Ontology annotation, biological process: negative regulation of translation; negative regulation of ribosome biogenesis. The transcript has a single exon. Gene Ontology annotation, molecular function: ribosomal large subunit binding. NCBI's taxonomy places the organism in Eukaryota, Euglenozoa, Kinetoplastea, Trypanosomatida, Trypanosomatidae.
AUGAUUGCACGUGACCCUCCCCAGGAGGGUCGACUCCCCGACCCGUCUCGCCUCCCGUACGAUGACGAGCGGUUUGCUGAGAUGCUGCUCGAGAUGGAGGUGAAUGGCGUCAUUGACGAAACGUGGCAGGACGCCAAAAAGGCGCGAAUGGAGGACGUGAAGGAGAUUGCCAACAUUUUGUCGUCGCUGAAGGUGCGGGAUCUCUGCUGCGUCGAUGUCUCCGAGAAGACUUCCAACUUUGACUACAUGAUGUUCGGCACGUGCGAGGGGGCGCGGCACAUUCACUUGGCUGCCUGGGCCGUGCAGGACGCAGACAAGGUGCAUCGCAUUUCGAAGAUCAAGCGCCAGCAGACGGACGAGUUGUGGGAGGUUGUGCCGGUUGGCCGUAUCGUGGUGAACCUAAUGGUGGAGAGUUUCCGUGAAGAGAUGACGCUGGAGCGCAAGUGGGCGGUGACACGCUCCAUGGACCCGUUGGCGGCCGCAAAUGCCCCGAUCAGCGAGGGGCGACAGGUGAAGGCGCACGGACUGUGGACACUCACGCUGAACUUGCAGGACCUCGAAGACUUUGAAGUGGACUACUGCAAGGACAUCCUCAUGCGGCAGAUGUAA